AUGCCCCCCAAGUCAGUUGCUUCGCCUCGCAGGCUGGAAUUCAAAUCAUUCCAAGAUUGGAAUGGUGAUCAUCCUUCACAGACCUUGAUCUUCCACUCCUCCUCUGUAUGGUGGAUCCAAGUUGAGAUAGCUUGGUCUCUACCAAAGUCAAUACUGAAAUUACGCUAUCUCAAGCGCCGCUCUAUGUUUCAGGAAUUCAUGAAGGCUAUUGACUUUGAUCAAUUAGAUCUGGUGGAUGAUACUGUGACUCGUAUCAGUCUCACCUUGGCUGAGCAAAGCCUUAAGCCGAUUCCGAUUCGUAAGGUUCGGAAUGAUAAUCAGACAGAGGCAAAUUUCUUUUUAUCUAUUGCCCAUCGAAUGUCCGUCCAGAUUGAAGAAGACCCGGGGAGAAUUAGAUACCCGACUCUAGACCAAGUUCAAGAUCUACCUAUCUUUAAGGCUAGUGAUCUAAAAGACGACGAGGUCAUCGCCCCAACCGUCUCCACAGUCCAUUUCAGCCAAAAACGGUUCGCAUACAAAAAGAUAGACCGCCCUAUCUAUGAACUAGGAGACACAGAACAUAUCUUGAACGAGAUUACCGCCCUCGCACAAUUUCGAGGACAGCAGAGUAUCGCACAGCUAAUCGGGCUUGUGAUAUCUGAUAAUCCGUACAAUACCCGCCCAUCAACAAUCUCGUCGCCUACUGGUAGAGCAUUGGAAAUGUUGCACAGACAGCGAUGGACUCAUCUUGACAUCAAACCAUCGAAUAUCGUUUUUGACGCGAAUAAGAAUGCGAUCCUUGUCGAUAUUAGUGGAACUGGUGGGUAUGAAUGGGAAUGGCUCUCUCCAGAGAUGCAAAAGAUCAUUGAAAGAAGCAUUGCGACGGCUCCUGCUACGACGUCACCCGAGCAACGCAUCGCUACAGACUGUUGGGCUUAUGGAAAACUACUUUCGAUGAUGGCCAGGAAAUUGGGCGCCGGUAGUUUCGGUGAAAGGUUACGAUCUAUCGGCGAUGACCUGACAAAGAUGGAUCCAAAAGCUCGCAUUUCACUAAGCGACGCUCUCGAAAGGAUAUGA
Molecule: messenger RNA, 1056 nt
Organism: Aspergillus bombycis
Lineage: Eukaryota; Fungi; Ascomycota; Eurotiomycetes; Eurotiales; Aspergillaceae
Exons: 2
Coding region: 1-1056 (351 amino acids)
Biological process (GO): protein phosphorylation
Molecular function (GO): ATP binding; protein kinase activity
Source: RefSeq, a predicted model, not a curated record